CAGCCAAAUUGGAGAAGAAUAUGAUACUGCAAGACUCUUGAGUUGGAAUAAUCAGUUGUGUACAGCUAGGGUGAUGAACCUAUGGAUGCACUACCUUUUAAGCAUUUAAGAAUGGGCAUUUAUCGAACUUUUAUAGUGUACAUACAAUGUCACAAUAGUCUGGAUGUUGGGAGGGGUUUAAUACCUAGCAGCACUUUAUGAGGCGAGCAAGUGCAGGGUUGGCUGUUUUCUGGUAAUAGUGGUCUCUCAUUCGACGAAGAUUAUCAACGCAGGUCUCUGCGCAUCACACCUUGAGAAUAUAAACACUCCAUUCCACCUCAGAAUGGUCUCGAUGGAUUAUGAACCGCGGCGCCUUCUUGUUGAGGAAAAGCAGACUUAAACAGGAGGCAGCCGUAUGGAAACCCCUAACUCUCUAGUUAUCGGCAAUCAAGAAAUGGCGGGUUAAAGCACACUUAAGGAAAUCUCUAAUCCGGGACAGAUUUGUAUUCUCACCUAGUUGUUAACACUGCCGUCACUGCCACACUGGUGCAAUUCUCAGUACCUCCCUGGAGUUCAACCCCCGAAGAAUCCACACCGUUCAAUGAUUUAUGUAGCGGAUGGGAUUGAUCGGGAGCUGAGGGUCCCGGGAGUUGGUAUGAAAUACAGCGGACAACAAACUCUGGGAAUCCCGAGACACAGCACGACUGACAGCAACUAGGAGGCGGAAGUGUGGCCGCGUAGGGGCAAAACCGCCAUUUCACGUGGCACCCCCAUUCUACCUACUCAUUGUGCUCGCUCCAAAAUUUCCAUAGCGAGAAACCAAUCCUUUCUUCUUUAUUCUCUCCACAAAUUCAGUCGGUUUCGUGUUGCGGGUAAAAGGGUCGGAGGAUCCGAAUGGGUACUCGGACAGGGUCGCACCAGCUGAGCAGCGGGUUGAUCGUGUCGGGUCGGCCGGAGCAGCAGCAGCAGCAGCAGCGACAGCACGCGGUGGCGUCGCGCGCGGUAAUUUACACCGGCGGCGAUGUCAAAAAGUCCGGGGAAUUAGGGAAAAUGUACGGAAUCGAUAUCGCCGGCGGGGAGGCGGUCGGACCGGCGCCGCCGAAGCUCCCCUCCCGGCCGGCGAGCGGAUCCGCCAGAUCCGGGCAGAGCUCCGGCACAUUGGGGCUGAGAUCGACGAAUUCGGGGCCGAUGAGUAAGAAGUCGUCGUCGUCGUCUUUCUCUGGUCCGCUGACGCCGAUCCAGCCGACCGGGCUCAUCACGUCCGGUCCGCUGUCUACGUCGGCUUCCUCGAACCGGCGGUCCGGAGGGCAGCAGGACAGCGCUCCGAGCUCGUUCCACGAGCCGGCGUACGGCGCCGCCGUGACGAGCCUUGGAGAGAAUGUGAAGCUUGGGCUUAGGGUUUCGCGCGUGGCGAUUUGGGUGUUUCUGGUGGUGGCGGUUAUGGGGCUGGUGGUCGGGGCGUUCCUGAUGGCCGCCGUCAAGAAGGCGGUGAUACUGGUGGCGGUGGUCGGCGUGUUGGGCGCCGCCGUGGUGGUCGGCGCCUGGAAUUAUGCCUACAAGGAACGCAGCUUUUGGCGGUUCGUGAGGAAGUUUCCAGAUGCGGAGCUCAGGGGAGCUGUCGAUGGACAGUACGUCAAGGUCACUGGGGUCGUAACAUGUGGAAGCAUACCUCUUCAAACUCCAAUUGAGAAGCUGGACAGAUGCGUGUACGUUUCAUCCGAGGUGUAUGAAUACAGAGGCUGUGGUGUGAAAGGCGAGCCCACUUCGGAAAGUUGCUUAACAAAUGUCUCUUGGGGACUAAAACAUUCCGAGAAGUAUGUGGCGGAUUUUUAUAUCUCUGACUUUCAGUCGGGCCUAAGAGCGCUUGUGAAAGCAGGGUACGGCGCGAAAGUCGCCCCUUUUGUUGUACCGUGUUCGUGGCUACAAGUCGACAAGAAAAGUAAGGCAAACUGCAAGUUUGUGAACUGGCUGUCGGGGCGCAGGUUAUGGAGUGGCAACGAGGGUGACCGUACAAUGCGACUAAAGGAAAGUUGGAUAAGAGAAGGGAUGGCGGUGAGCGUGAUGGGAAUGGUUCGGCGGCAAGAUAAUGUUGUAAUGAUCGUGCCGCCUACGGAGGCGGUGUCGACGGGUUGCCAAUGGGCGUGUUGCCUUGUACCGGCCUACGUCGAACAAGGCCUUAUUGUGGUGUGCGAGGACUUACCUCUCAACGCUAUUCCUGUAUAGUAUACAUUACAAUACAAUACAAGGUGCGUAUGGACAUUUUUCGAUUUCUACUUCUACUUCUAAUUCUCUUUAACGUGCUUUAGUGUCCAAAUAUGCUUCAUUCAGCUAAAAUUAAAAUUAUUAUAUAUAUUUUUAAAAUUUUCGUGUCCAGCAUGUUUAUCAAGAUGAAGAAGAAGAACAUGUCACUUGUCAUUGUAAAUAAGUAAUGGAUGCGAAAGCUCCAUCUUGUCUUUGACGAGGAAAA
Andrographis paniculata is the source of this 2446-nucleotide messenger RNA. RefSeq lists its product as uncharacterized. The record is from RefSeq and is a predicted model, not a curated record. The transcript has 7 exons. Lineage: Eukaryota; Viridiplantae; Streptophyta; Magnoliopsida; Lamiales; Acanthaceae. Bases 874 to 2202 code for a protein of 442 amino acids.